AUGUCUGAUCCAAAGACCUUUCUCACGCCCGACGACGAUCAUGGACCCCGCUUGCCAACGGAAAUCCUCGAGAUGGUAUUUGAGUACCUGAACGUUCGCGAUCUUGGGAAUUGUGUGCAGGCGAACCCUGCAUGGAAUACAGUAGCCUCAAGGAAGAUGUAUAGAGGCUCUCUUCAACACCAAGAGCUGCGGACACCCGACAUCAGCUCGCUGAAUGCCAUGUCCGAGGCUUUUCCGGCUCGUUUUACCCAAAACAUGAGCUUGGUAGAGCAUCUCCUCGUAUCUCCAAAGGAGAAGUACCUUAGGGAAGAGGAUCGAAAAUGGAUAGCUAGAGAAAGCUUCCACGUCUUACGCGAACUGCGAUUGGCGCAGAGCGUCUCCCGUGUUCGAAGCCUCUCGAUGCCGUACGAGCCCGCUUCGCCUGCUGACAGUCAGUUGUAUACCAGCGUCUUGGUGACCCCCAAAAUCGAGUUCUUGGCCAUUGAUGACUCCUUCUGUUCAUAUCUGGAUCCCAGGAGAGGCUUUGACAGCAGCCGCCUUAAAGGUACCAGGGCACUCACUAUCUACAGUUCAGGUCCUGAAAUAGACGUUGAUAGUAUUUGCUCAAUGAUUGAUCAGUGCGACCUGCGCUUCUUUCUCUACGAAGAUGCACGAAACCGUCGGCCUUGGGCCACCGAGAGGACUGACCAGCUCCUUACUUGUCUCGCACGACAAAAGGACCUCGAAGUUCUCGUGUUGUUGACCCGCGGGGUGUCUCACCGACUGAUACCUUUGAUGCGAGAAGGAAAACCAUGGCCAGAGCUGAAGGUAUUGCGCAUACCCUCUUGGAUAACCGAAGACUCAGACUGGAUGUCCGCCAGCCCACUGGAUGCAUAUAGCCAACUUGAAAUGGUCGACCUGCCAAUGUACACUCAUUUGAACGCCGCCUGCAGAGACCGAUUAAAAAUGCUACGCUUCGAAAAGAUUGAUCAUUGUGACGUACGCGAUCUACUUCAUGUUUUAUCAGGUUGCCACCGGUUGCGGUGGCUCAGCUUUGGGACUCAGUUCCCACUGGAAAGUACAUCCUUUGCAUCCCUCCCGCUUCUGGACUCACUGGAAUACCUCGUCUUUGCGCCGGAAGAUGAUUACAUGCACAUUGGGCGGCCCCGGCGCGUAGCCACCAUGCAUGACACUAUACUGGUGAAAUGCCCACGACUAACCGUUCUUGAGAUGCCGACAACUCACCUGACUGUCUCACUUAACUCGCUGGAACAAAUGCCCUCCUUCCCCAAUAUCAAGAGGAUAACACUCCUCAAAGUCUCCUUGGGGGAUUAUGACCUGCUUAAGCAGACUUACCAAAUGACGGAAAGCAGCAUGAUGGAAGACCUCGUCGCCGAGUGGCGCCGGAUCUUCCCUAAUCUGCAACGAUUCCCAGGCGAACCGUAUCCCCGCAAAAUAUCAAAGCAGACUCGAUCUCCCUUGUUCAAUUGGACCAGGCAGUUUGUCACGUUAUCGAGGUAUCCGUGGAAGUCGCCCAAUGAUAAAGCCGUGGAACUCAAGAAGUUGCAGGAUGAUCUGGAGACGGAGAUCAUGGGUUGGCCAAUCGUGCCUUUGUCCUCGUAUCAUCCUAAUGCUCGUCAAUGA
Molecule: messenger RNA, 1623 nt
Organism: Aspergillus mulundensis
Lineage: Eukaryota; Fungi; Ascomycota; Eurotiomycetes; Eurotiales; Aspergillaceae
Product: F-box protein
Exons: 2
Coding region: 1-1623 (540 amino acids)
Molecular function (GO): protein binding
Source: RefSeq, a predicted model, not a curated record